Messenger RNA from Porites lobata, 1524 nucleotides. NCBI's taxonomy places the organism in Eukaryota, Metazoa, Cnidaria, Anthozoa, Scleractinia, Poritidae. The record is from the annotation of a GenBank genome assembly.
GAACCCAAUGAUACCAAGCCAGAGAUUGCCGCUGAGCUGAUCCAUCGAUCUCUUUGCCACUAUCCAAGUACCCUCUACCUUAACCUUUACCAGCGCCAUUUCUCCUACAUUAAAGAUUUGAAGAAAUACACCAAAUCUUACUGCUGCUCUCGAUGUGGGAAAUUCUGGAAACAUGUGGGUAUGUUACAUCGUCACGAGAGAACCUGCGAGGCUAAAGUCCAUUACACGUUCCCUGGCGGUGCGUACAAGACGCCACCCACCAUCUUUGAGCUGCUCGAAGAUGAAGGCUUCACCAUUCCACCACAUUUAAAGAACUUUCCAUACAGAGCCACCUUUGACUUCGAAUGCAUGUUUAAUCGUCAGACUGGCCUAAAUAACACCGAAAAACUCACCUGGAACGCCAAGCAUAUCCCUCUAAGUGUCAGUGUCUGCUCUAAUGUCCCAGACUACGACCACCCCAAGUGUUUUGUGUCAACUGGGGACUCCAAACACCUCGUCAAAGAGAUGAUAGACUACCUAGUGGAAAUCAGUCAAAAGAGCUCCGACCUGAUGAAGCAAGAGUUUUCAUUCCUAUUUGAAGCGAUAGACCAAAAGCUAGAAGAAAUAAAACAAAAGUCAGAACAACAGACCGGAGAGAGUGGUACAGACGUUAGCGUCCAAGAAGAUAGCGAUGAUGAAGGAGAAGAUCUUAUGGAGACCGAUGAUGAAGAAGAAGACAUAGAAUCUGAGACAGAAGAAGAUCGUGCCUUCCUGGAUGAUGAAGUGGAAAGUGAGCAAGGUGCCUCGUUUUACCGAGCUUUAGAUCGCGAACGCGAGAACCAGAGUGACGAUGAAGAGUAUGUGGACGAUAAACCAGAAGCGAACCACCCUGAACCUCAGAAGAAAAAAGUCCACCCCUUAAAGAAGCUGAGAGAGAGAUUCGAGGAAUACCUGGAAGAACUCCCGGUUCUUGGUUUCAAUUCUGGAAAAUAUGAUUUGAAUGCUGUGAAAGAAUUUCUCUUCCCUGUCCUGGUCCAGAAUGAGGAAGUACAGUUCACCAUAAAACGUAACAACAAUUUCAUGUGCCUGAAGACCGACCACCUUCGCUUUCUCGAUGUCACCAACUUUCUUGCUCCUGGGUUCAGCUAUGCCAAAUUCCUGAAAGCGUACGAAUGUCCGCAAACCAAAGGUUUCUUCCCAUACGAAUGGAUGGAUUCGCUUGACAAGUUAGACCACCCUUCUCUUCCUCCUCACGACGCCUUCUUCUCUACACUGAAAAACGAAAACAUCACAGAGCAAGAGUACCAGUACUGCCAACAAGUGUGGUCUGACAACAACAUGCAGACAUUUAAAGAUUUUCUGAUCUGGUAUAACAACCUUGACGUCCAACCCUUCUGCGAUGCCCUUGAAAAGAUGUGCGCCUUUUGGAAAGACAAGAACAUUGACAUGCUGCGACAAGGAAUCUCUAUCCCCGGUGUCACCUUGACUUAUCUGUUUACAACCCUGGAACCUGGCAUUUUCUUUUCUCUCUUUGACGAGAAAAAU